Zophobas morio is the source of this 2933-nucleotide messenger RNA. RefSeq lists its product as uncharacterized. The coding region runs from base 256 to 1356 and encodes 366 amino acids. NCBI's taxonomy places the organism in Eukaryota, Metazoa, Arthropoda, Insecta, Coleoptera, Tenebrionidae. Gene Ontology annotation, molecular function: zinc ion binding. The transcript has 7 exons. The record is from RefSeq and is a predicted model, not a curated record.
ACUCUUGUUACGUGUUUCUCCCUUCAUGCAGAGGGGGUAGUUUGUGCUGCAGAGCGUGCACUCGUGCAGAGUUCAGCGGUGGUUCAGCGUUUUAAGCGGGAAAACAUUUGUCCGUAAAAGUCACUGUUCUCUAGAUUUUUGCGAACGCAAUUUAAGUGUAAAUAGUGAAGCUGUUAAAAAAUCAGCAAUUAUUAUUGCUUUAAUUUUCUCGCUGCUAUCAAUUUAUUAGUUCACUGUUCAAUAGUUAAUUGAAAAAUGGAAAGUCCACCAACUUGUAAUGCAUGUCACAAGACAUUUAGCAGCGUUUCGACAAAAAACCGGCACAUGAAGACAAUGCACAAUAUAAUGAUCGAAGAAAAAAAAUCGAAACACAUUCGUUGCCCUUUAUGCCCCAUAGAACAGGAAACUCUAGUAAACCAGGAAAUGCUAAUUAAUCAUUUAACAGAAAUACACAAAGUAAGUAUUAAAGAAUUUGACAUGAGUUUUAGAAAUAUGGAAGAAUUUCAAUUGUGGAGAUCGAAGGAAAAUAGAGAAGUAGAUUAUGCAUGUGCUAGAAGUAAAAAAACGUCAAAUGGUGACCAAUUAAUCUAUUACAAUUGUAACCGAAGUGACUCUUAUGGCUUCCAUAGUAGAUGUACGAAGAGGGGAAUGAAGACUGGGGGCACUAUUCGAAUUUCAGGAAUAUGUCCAUCAAGGAUAGUCGUUAGAAUCUGUGGAAAUGGUAUGGUGAAUGUAAAAUUUGUUGAAACACAUGUUGGACAUCAAAAUGAAUUAAGAACAAAAAGGUUAACGAAAGAAGAUCAAAUGAUAUUAGUGGAACAGUUGCAUGCAGGAGUAACAAAUGAAAGAAUACUACAGGAUGCACGAAAAAUCAAUGAAAACCAAUUGGAACGAAAAAAUUUAAUAACAAGAGGGGAUUUAGAAUAUUUGAUAAGGAAAUUUAAUGUGAAUAAAAGACGAAAUGCAGAUGACAUGGUGGCUACAGCUUUGAAAAUUGAAGAGUGGAAUAAAGAUGGGAAAAAUUAUGCAUUUUUAUUUAAGAGAAAAGGUGAAAGUCACCCUGACCUAUUAGAUACAGAUUUUGCAGUUGGAUAUAUGAAUGAGAUAAUGGAGAAGAAAUUGAAAGAUUUUAAACGAAUAAUUUGUAUUGAUGGAACACAUGGAACCAACAGAAUGAAUUAUGAGUUAACAACAAUUCUAAUAAGAGAUGAAGAUAAUAUGGGUUUCCCAGUGGCCUUUUUAGUUUCUAAUAGAUUGGAUACAUUAAUUCAGAAAGUUUUUUUUGCAGCGUUAAAGGAAAAAUUAGGUCACAUUAUUGAAGCUGAAUAUGUGAUGAGUGAUGAUGAUCCAAAAUAGUAUAAUGCAUGGAUUGACAUAAUGAAGACUGAAAGAAAACCACGACGACUACUAUGUAGCUGGCAUGUUAUUAAGAAUUGGAACAUUCAAGGACGAUCAAAGUUAAAGAAACAAGAAAAUAGACUCAAAAUGAAAAAAGAGAUGCGAAACAUUUUAAAAGAGACCAAAGUCGAAAAGUUUAUAGAACUUAAGGAAAAUUAUUUCAACCAUCUAAUGGAGGAAAAUGAAUUUUCUUUUUUAAAUUAUUUAAAAAAGUAUAAUUUUUAUACCAUUUCAAAUAGGAAAAGGGUGUAAUUAUUAUUACUAGAGCUGUGCGGUUGAAAUUUAUUUACCCCCACUAUCGGCCCACAGUGCCGAUCGCUACACAGCCUUGCCUUGCUUGCUUCUCGCUUUUCAGUUGUGGAUUAUUUUUGAUAAUUCACACAAAUAGUUUUAUUGUCAGCGAGACGGACACCUGAACAUUAUUAAAAUUAUGAUUACUCUUAUUUCGUGAAUAUGGAUUUUAAAAUCAUGAACUGACAUGCCGUUAACAUUAUUUUUCGCGUAAUUUUCUUCGCGAUACUUAACGUCGGUUGCAAGCCUAUGGCCUGCCGGAGUGGGGGUCAAUUCGCAGCGUUUAAAUUUCAACCGCACAGCUCUAAUUAUUACUUUCAGGAACUACUUUCAGAAUGAAGAUAGGAUCAUGAUGUGGGCUCACUGUUUUAGGAUUAAUGUUGGAAUUAACACGAAUAUGGCCAUAGAAUCCCUAAAUAAAGUAUUGAAACAUAAUAAAAUGAAGGGGAACCGUAAUAUCAGAAUUGAAAAAUUAUUAGACAUGUUAGAAGAACUAGUAAACGAAAAAAUGUGGAAAAAAAUUUUGAACACUGAAAGACCAAAUGCCAAUAAUUAUCAACAUAAAGUAACAGCAGAAGCACAUAAGAAGGCGGAAAAUAUGACAAAUUGUGUAGACACAAUUGAGUUUGGUAAGUUCAGGGUAAAAUCAUCAACAGGUAAACAUUUUUAUUGCGUGUCUUAUAAUUUAAUUUGUGAUAAAGAUUGUCGAAGUAUGUAUUGCAAUGAAUGUAAAGUAUGUUUCCAUAGAUAUAAGUGUGAAUGUCCAGAAUUUAGUGUGAAAACUGCUGUAUGCAAGCAUAUACAUGCGGUCGUUCUGUAUGAAAGGAGAGUGCAUGGAUCUGUUUUAGAUACUGUAAAUACAGGUACAGGAGAGCCUUCAAAUGCUAAUGAAUAUACCAAAAACAAAUACCAGGAUGACUUAAAUUUAUUUUUAGAAGAACAAAUGAGUGAAGGAAAUAAUCCAAUUGAUUUUGAAAGACAAAAAAAGAUUGAGCUAGAUGAAGUGGUUAAUUAUACGAUGAAAUUAGAUAAGGGGUCUUUUGAAAAGUUUAUGAACAUGUUUAGGAAUUUUAAGAAUAACCUGGAGGGUGCAGAGACGACUGAAGUACUUAAUAAGAAGAGGAAAAUAGAAAAACAGACGUAUUAUCCAAAUAGAAAAUAAAAUGGUAAAAUUUGUGAGAAAAUUAUUGGUGGGGGCAGUAGCUAGUCUGGUGGUAGAUUGCAAAUAAAACUGCUUUUAUAAA